AUGCCAGGUGGCAGGAAGAAGGUAAAAUCAGUAGGUCCAGUCUCUGUUGUGGGGGGUGUUGUGUUGGUAAUGUUGGGCGCCUCUAAGAACAAGAAGAACUAUCUACCCCCAACAGUUGUUAAUCGUUAUGGCCAUCUUGAAUACCCAAGUCCAACAAGUAGCAGAAAUAGAGAAGAAGAUACUAAGAGAUCUAAAUAUAAAUAUAUAGAUAGAAUGACAGGAGAAAAAUCAAGUAGUUUAAACUCAUUCAUAGCAGGAGGUAUAGCAGGCGUGACAGCAAAGUCUGCAGUUGCACCUCUUGAAAGAGUCAAGAUCUUAUAUCAAAUUAGAAGCCAAGUAUAUUCACUCGACUCGAUUGCAGGAUCACUCGGCAAGAUAUGGAAGAAUGAAGGUGUCAAAGGUUUGUGGCGUGGCAAUACUGCUACCAUUGCAAGAGUAUUCCCAUAUGCUGCUGUUCAAUUCCUUACAUUUGAUACAAUUAAAAGAAAAUUAGCAUCAGAUAAAUUUUCAGCAUAUAAUAUGUUUAUAGCAGGUAGUGCGGCAGGAGGAGUUGCUGUCAUUGCCACUUAUCCAUUGGAUUUGCUUAGAGCAAGACUUGCCAUCGAAGUAUCGGCCAAACAUACAAAACCAUUGGAUCUCUUUAGGAGCACAUUUACAAACGAAGGAUUCAGAGGCAUAUAUAGAGGUAUUCAACCAACAUUGAUAGGUAUUCUCCCAUACGGAGGUAUUAGUUUUAUGACUUUUGAAUCACUCAAAUCGAUGGCACCAUACAAUGCCUACAAAGAAAAUGGAGAACUUACAGCCACCUACAAAUUGUUUGCUGGUGGUGCUGCAGGUGGUGUUGCACAAACAGUCUCUUAUCCACUCGAUGUCGUCAGAAGAAGAAUGCAAACACAUGGUUAUGGUGAUGGAAAGGUUGAAAUCGAUCUAAAGCGUGGUUCUUUAAUGUCUGUCUAUCGUAUCUUCCGUAAUGAAGGUAUUAUGAGUCUUUAUAGAGGAUUGAGCAUAAAUUAUAUUAAAGUUAUUCCAACCUCUGCUAUUGCUUUUUACACUUAUGAAUUUUGUACUCAAUUAUUUAAUCGAAUUUAA
Messenger RNA from Cavenderia fasciculata, 1089 nucleotides. RefSeq names its product mitochondrial substrate carrier family protein (gene mcfP). Bases 1 to 1089 code for a protein of 362 amino acids. NCBI's taxonomy places the organism in Eukaryota, Evosea, Eumycetozoa, Acytosteliales, Cavenderiaceae. Gene Ontology annotation, cellular component: mitochondrial inner membrane. The transcript has 6 exons. Gene Ontology annotation, biological process: transmembrane transport. The record is from RefSeq and is a predicted model, not a curated record.